This is a messenger RNA of Eurytemora carolleeae, 1713 nucleotides long. RefSeq lists its product as uncharacterized. The coding region runs from base 1029 to 1694 and encodes 221 amino acids. The record is from RefSeq and is a predicted model, not a curated record. The transcript has 8 exons. NCBI's taxonomy places the organism in Eukaryota, Metazoa, Arthropoda, Copepoda, Calanoida, Temoridae.
AGAAAACUGCAGCUGAAGAUUUGGGAGUUGGAGAAGGAGCGUGAAUAAGCAAUCAUGAAAUCUAGAUGAAAGCAUAGAUGAUGAUGAAGGAAAGUCAAAAAUCCAGAAAGAAAAAGAACAAGAAGCACAAGACUCCAAUGAAAAACUGAAAGCUGAGGAAAAGAUCCCAGAGCUGACACUGCAGUAUUAGGUUACAGAAAGAAAAAGCUGAAUUAGCAGCAGUGAUUUAUUCUAUCUAGAAUUAAUUUGACACAUUUUCAGCAAAUGAGACAAUUUCUGCAGCGGAGGAAGUGAGUUUUCAAGGAUUAAAUCACCCAGCUUACCAACCUGAUCAAUCAGAACAGGGGACUGAAGAGGAAUUAAAGUGACUCGCAGCAGUUAGUUCAGAACCUGGAGAAAGAUAAACUUAAAGAUAUAACUGAGAUUGCAAUCAGGGGCGGAUACAGGAUUUAAGUGAGGGGGGUGGUAGAUUUAUUUUGGAACAAAAAUAUCCAGAUUCAGGAACCUAAAGACGCACCGCAGGCGAAAAUUGUUUGUAAAAUAUUUUUUUUUUCUGUUUUGCACUAUGUUUUCUUUCCCUUAAGUGCUAUUGAGGAACUAUUCUGAAAUCUCAGGGGGGAAUACGCCCCCCCCCCUGAAUCCGUCAUGGGGUGCAAAGGUCCUGCCGCCCUCCACCCCUGUAUCUACCCCUGAUUGUAAUACUAAAUGAUGAGUUGAUUACCACAAAGAAGAAUAUAAGACACUCCACUAAAAGUAUGUAAGGUUCUUAAUUUGGUACUCUACCCGAUCUUGAAGUAAAUAUCCUGCUUGUUCUCCAAUUGGCUCUUCUACCAGAUCUUCAAGUAAAUCUUCAACCUGUUUUCGAAGUGUUGGAUCUGACCGUUCUUCUAAAAAGUCUCUCGUUCGUUCUCUGAGUGUAUUCUGUUCAAUGCCCAAUGCUAAUAUUUGUAUCAGUCUGACAAUUUUUUUAGAAUUUUCAUUCUUUAAUUUUUUACAGGACUUAAAAAUUGUUGGUUUAUCCAAUUUUGAUGAAAAUGGCAGAAAAAGAGGCAGAGAAUUCACUUAAUGAGGACGCACGUAACACACAGCCAACAUCAAAUAACAGCUUACAUAGAGACUUGGAACUUGAGAAUCAGGAGUUAAAAAAGAAACUUGAUGAAGCGCUUGAAACUUGUAGGAGCUCUCGAGUUUAUACCAGAGAAAUAGAGUUAGACAAGACAAAAUUAGAAGAGAUACUAAAAGUAAAUAGAUUGGGUGAAGACCAGUUUCUAAUAAGUAUGGAACAGCAGAUGCGUCAAAGAAGAACACAGAACAGGAGGACAAACAGAGGAGGGUUUGAGCUUACAAUUAAAAAGAUGAAAUUUGAAGGAGAAUAUAUUGAAGAUGUGAUUGAGGUUGAAGAAGAUAAAGGUAUCGAUGAAGAACUUAAGAACACAGAAGCUCAUGGAAUCGGUAAAGAAUCUAAAACCCCAGUGGUUAAUCAAACAGAUAAUGACAGCAAUAAUAAAGAGCAGAAAGAGAAAAAUCAACGGGAAGAACAAGACUUAAUUUCAAAGCGGAAAGGAGAGUGGGCUCAAAAAGUAGAAAAAUACCAUAAAAGGAGGCUAGUUCUGGCAGAUAAAGCUGCCAAACAAAGAAUUCGAAGAGCAAAUCAAAAGGAUUUUGUAAAACGUCUUAAAGCAUGUAAAGAAUAGGCAUGUUGAAUUUAAUAAA